ACCGACUCUCCUCAACUGCUCACCACCCGCACAAGCCGAGGUAUGUCUUUCGUCAACCCGAGUGCCCUUCAGAGCCUGGGGAUGCAAUCGCUGUCAUCUAUAGGGAUGGCGGCGACACUGCUUUUCCUCUGCGACAAGAGCUGAAGAACCCUCAUGCUUGCAGUCUGAGGGCACUCUCCAUGCUCUGGCAUCUGGAGGCUAACCACAAUUCUGCGCGUAGAUACCUCAGUCGCCCUCCGCCGCCACCGAGAAUCUCCACACGCCGCCAAAAUGGUCAAGACCUCCGUCCUUAACGAUGCGCUUAACGCCAUCAACAACGCCGAGAAGGCUGGCAAGCGCCAGGUCCUGAUCCGUCCUUCCUCCAAGGUCAUUGUCAAGUUCCUCCGCGUCAUGCAGAAGCACGGCUACAUUGGCGAGUUCGAGGAGGUCGAUGACCACCGCAACGGCAAGAUCGUCAUCCAGCUCAUUGGCCGCAUCAACAAGACCGGUGUCAUCUCCCCCCGUUACAACGUCCAGCUCCGCGACAUGGAGAAGUGGGUCGUCAAGCUACUCCCCUCUCGUCAAUUCGGUUUCAUCGUCCUGACCACCUCUGCCGGUAUCAUGGACCACGAGGAGGCCCGCAGGAAGCACGUUGCCGGCAAGAUUCUGGGUUUCUUCUACUAGGAUGUUCUAGAAUGUGGUGGAGUGGGAUGCAAUAUACCCGGGCUUAGACAAGCAAAAUCAUCUGUAUUUGGCUAAGUGGUCCAUCAUGGGAGCGUUCAACGAAGAAAUGACAAAAAAGUUGAUGAAUUCAAAUGACUCUUUUUGAGUGGUUUAUCAUUAUUGUGACUAUUAUUGUAUGUGUUGAGUGAAUAUGGAUUAGCAUAUGUUUGGGAGGUAUUUACUGAGUUUGUACUUUUUUCCAAAGUCAAGUCAAGUUGAUUUACCAUCAGUAAAAUA
Molecule: messenger RNA, 939 nt
Organism: Bipolaris sorokiniana ND90Pr
Lineage: Eukaryota; Fungi; Ascomycota; Dothideomycetes; Pleosporales; Pleosporaceae
Exons: 2
Coding region: 271-663 (130 amino acids)
Biological process (GO): translation
Cellular component (GO): cytosolic small ribosomal subunit; ribosome
Molecular function (GO): structural constituent of ribosome
Source: RefSeq, a predicted model, not a curated record